AUGCAUGCAGAGAAUCAAAUUGUAGUGGCGGCAGAUGUAACUUGGUGCAUGGCCAGUGAUAAUUUGCCUGGUGGCAAGGGCCUGGGACCAGUAUGUGGUUGUUGUAACCAUGCAAAGUACAUGGUGUGUGUUCUGGUGGUGCUGAUAGAGGCAGCAGCUAGCAUCGCAGUGUGGUACACACAGUGUUCCUGCUUGUUGAGUGGCAUCAUGUGGCAGGGGUGGCCUGGAGUGCAGUGUGGCUGUUGUCAGUGUGAUGUUGUCAUGGUGAAGCGACAUGGGUUGCAGAGCAGCCAUAAUAAGUGUGACAUCACCCAGCUCAAGCAGUGCACCAUUGCUGGCACAACCAAAUUAAUUUGGUGCAAUGUAUCUCAUAGAUUUGAACACAGACCAAGAGCAUCUUCGAAACAAAUAGCAGUUUUUAUUUCUUGCACCACAGCAGUUUUAGUAUACCAUUCAUUUUCUGCAAAUAUUGUGGCGGAAAUUACAGUAGACCAGCACAGAGUUCCAUUUGGUUCACUGGAUGAUCUCUUACAAGACAGCACUUACACAUUGGGAGUUACAGCUUCAUCUGGGAUCCUGGAUUACUUUAAUGCAGCAACAGAUGGCCCUACAGCAGAGGCAUACCGGCGGUGGCUAGCACCAUCUUUGGGCUGCCUACCUCCCUCCGAGUGGGCAGGACUGCACAAGGUGUGCUCAGACAUGGAGCAUGGGUCAGGUCACUAUGCAUUUGCAGCUGCUGAGCUGGUAGCCCAGCAUUUCUCCCAUGAGAACCCCGACUGCCGCCUGGUGGCACUGCCACAGCCACGCACCCUACAGGCAUUUGCCUUUGCGUUGCCGAGGAACAGUCCCUUCCGUGAUGUCAUAAACUAUAAGCUGCUGGAGAUGUGGCGUUCUGGACGCAUGCAACGUCUGCGUGCGCAGCACUCACACCAAGGUGAUGUCACAGAUGCGGGACAGAGCUUCUCAGCUGUUGGCAUUCCACAGACAUUGGUGCUAGUCCUGCUCUUGGUGGGAGGCAUACUAAUAGCAUUGCUUGUGCUGACAGCAGAGAUAGUUAUGAAAGUGACAUUGCGAAGGAUACCCGCAGGUGGUUUCUACAGGAGGAAAUUACUGUUCUGA
Molecule: messenger RNA, 1119 nt
Organism: Schistocerca serialis cubense
Lineage: Eukaryota; Metazoa; Arthropoda; Insecta; Orthoptera; Acrididae
Product: glutamate receptor ionotropic, delta-2-like
Exons: 5
Coding region: 1-1119 (372 amino acids)
Source: RefSeq, a predicted model, not a curated record